GCAAUAUAUCUAUUGGAUUGAAGAAGAACAUAAAGAUAAGGCAAAGGCACUGCAAAUUCUUGCUGUUGUUUUCGGGUUCGGUUUUUGGGUGGGCAGCUUCAUCGUCACUAUGCGCCGCCAAAUUUUUGUUUGAUGAUUGGAAUCUCAGUUUUGGGAAGUAUGGAAAUCAGCAACAGCCACAAUGGGAGCAUUAUGUGGUUCUUCAAGGAUAGAGGUUUUGAUGAUAAAAGUAUUCAUGAAAUGUUCAAAAAGUGCAAGCGCCUUGAGGGCGCAGAAAGGGAGAGAGCCUCUGAAAAUUGGACUUACUUGAGAAGCAUUGGCAUCCAAGAGAGAAAGCUUCCUUCCAUUGUUUUGAAGUGCCCUAAAAUCCUUACUAUUGGUUUGAGUGAGAAGCUUGUACCCAUGGUUCAGUGCCUUGCAACACUCGGAACAAAAUCCAGCUAUGUUGCUUCUGCCAUAACCAAAUUUCCUCACAUAUUGUCCCACAGUGUGGAAGAGAAGCUUUGUCCGCUCCUUGCUUUCUUUGAAGCUCUUGGGGUUCCUGAAAAGCAACUUGGGAAGAUGCUAUUGGUUAAUCCUAGAAUCAUCAGCUACAGCAUUGAGUCAAAGCUUUCACAAAUUGUGGAUUUUCUUGCUAGUCUCGGCCUGACCAAAGAAGGGAUGAUUGGUAAAGUUUUGGUUAAAAACCCAUUCAUUAUGGGUUAUAGUGUUGAUAAAAGGCUACGUCCUACUUUGGAGUUUCUAAAAUCUGUAGGUCUGAUGGAACUGGAUCUUCAAAGAGUGGCAAUUGGUUUCUCUGAAGUUUUAUGUAGAGAUGUGGACAAGAUUCUCAGACCUAAUCUGACUUACCUAAGGGGAUGUGGAUUUAAAGAUAGACAAAUAGCAGCUUUAGUGACUGGUUAUCCCCCUAUUCUGUUCAAAAGCAUCAGCAACUCUUUAGAACCAAGGAUCAGGUUUUUGGUAGAGGUAAUGGGAAGACAAAUUGAUGAAGUUGUUGAUUAUCCUGACUUCUUUCGGCAUGGUUUGAAGAAGAGAUUGGAGAUGAGACAAAAAUUUCUGAAACAGAGGAAUAUAUAUUGUAGCUUGAGUGAAAUGUUGGACUGUAAUCAAAAGAAGUUCCUAACGAAGUUUGGUGUAUCUGGACAACCUGCCUAAGGUACUAGUGGAAUAUCCUUCCAUUUUUCAUGUGUUCAUUAUUUUGUUCUGUAGCUGAGUUUUUCAUGGUUUAAGUAUAUUUCCUUCGUCUUUAACUUGUAGUAUUCAAUUCUGAGCAGACUGAUGAGGAUUAAGCCAUGUGUCUUAGCAGCAGUUUGAACAUGUAGUGAAAUAGACAUGCAACUACUUACUACUGCAAUAUGAACCCAUUAUUUAUGCCCU
This is a messenger RNA of Cornus florida, 1377 nucleotides long. RefSeq names its product transcription termination factor MTERF6, chloroplastic/mitochondrial. The record is from RefSeq and is a predicted model, not a curated record. Gene Ontology annotation, cellular component: chloroplast. Gene Ontology annotation, biological process: chloroplast organization; regulation of DNA-templated transcription. Gene Ontology annotation, molecular function: double-stranded DNA binding. The transcript has 2 exons. Bases 133 to 1155 code for a protein of 340 amino acids. Lineage: Eukaryota; Viridiplantae; Streptophyta; Magnoliopsida; Cornales; Cornaceae.